AUGUGCUUACAUAUCAGAGAGGGGAAAGUAGCAGACAAGCAACAAAUAAAAAUAAACGGGGGAGGAAAAAAAAAAAUAGUAUCGUUAAGUAUAAAACCAGGUGCGACCAUUAACAGGGGCACAGGCGCAAGCAACAUGGAUAUUCGCGGUGUUGUUGCAGCAUUUCAGCGAGGGUCUCCGCUCAUCCCGCGUGCUGUCAAGGUACUUUUCAAUUACUCACAUCCCCUCACUGAGCGUGAGGUGGCCCUGCUUAACCAAUAUGUGAAGGGGGUUCAAGAACAACAGGAGGCGGGGCUACGUACAACCGAAGUACCUGAGAACAUUAACGCAUUGGCCGCGCGACCGCUUCAGCGCCUGCCCGCAGUGUCUGUUAUUCAAUGUGUGUUGGGUGCAGCAAAAAUACCAAGCUUUCCUAUCAGGUACCAGCGGCAGCUGCAACGACAACUUCUCCCUCUCGUCGUGAGGGACACACCGCUGACGCGUGAAGAGUGGACAAGCAUUCUUCACCAAACAGCGACCUUACCUAUGGGUUACUCCCGCACUGCACUGCGCUGUGCGGAGGAAAUUCUCAAAGCGGCGGCGCCACCGUUAUUUAAGGGAGAUGCCGUACCCCAAGCGGGAGAAGAGCAAACACUAUUCUUGAACAUAUUUGCUACGGUGGUUCUGCACUACGCCAAGCUUCAUGCAGCGUGUAGGAAACACUCUUUUUCAAGUUUGUCCCUCAACAUACCCGUUGGCAAUGAAAACGUAUUGUUGUGUGGUCCCAUGCGGCGGCUUCGGCGGAUUCUGGAAAAGAGUUGCAACCACUUGCGCGAGAAAUGGGGUGCCCUCAUUGAGAAACUUCCACCACCGCAAGCAUUGACGCUGUCCGUGUUUCCCUCGUGGUCAUGCCCUAUUUCGAAGGAAACAGUGCAGCAGACAGUGAAGAGCUCACCGAUGCUGAUGCUUCACCUUCUUGGAAAGAGGCCUGUUCCCGGAUCGUUGCUGGUCGAUAAAGCGGAAGAGGUGAUACAGUUAUGUCUUUACAACAUGGGACUCACUAAUUGUUCGUUAAACAGCACCCGCGAUUACCUGACUGUCAUCCUGGCGCUUCCUGUGAGUGACAAGAGAGGCUAUUUCAUGACCCAUGGUGAAGACAGCUUCUUCCAGUUGCUCAUGCCGUUUGUGAACAAAGGGAAGAUACUUACCCCCGAGGUCGCACAGGAAUGGGAAACACUCUACUGUUUGAUUUUUCUUGGAAUAGGGAUGGAGGAAGAAUUGUUACCCUUGUUUGUUCGGGCCGCCGCUGCCGUUAUGCAAAAAUGCUGCGCUUCAACGGAAAAGGCAUCGAUCAUGAUCCUCACCAGUGCUGUUUUGCGUGCAUCAUCCGAAACGUCUCGCUUAAGGGUCCGUCAGGAAGACAUUGUAAAGAUUAUAGAGAGAGAUUUGGUGAGUCAUUCUGCAGAUGCUGUUAAAGCAGCCUGGAGGCUGCUUCAGGUCAGUGGUGUGGAGAACCGUGUCGUGGACGAAAUGCGGGCCGCGCUCAAAAGUGCCAAAGGUAAUGAGGAGGUGAGAUGGGCCAUGGCACUGUAUAUUUCCCCCAAGCGGGCACCGAGCGAUGUUAUCGAGGGGUUGAAUGAACUUCUCUUUGAUAGUUGUGAGGAAGUGGAUGCCUAUAGGCCAGCUGCCUUCAUAGCGCUCCGGUCUCUUGUAGAAAGUAAAGCAAAAGUUUCCCCUAAACUUUGCACAGUCUUGUGCCGGGCUGAUGUGGUUUCACGGAUUGGGGAGAGUAGAGACGAGUUGGAUGCCCUCGCGGAGACGGCGGUUGCGCUCGCAAACGUAUUUGUUUUUUCUCCAAUGGCUCUUCUUCUUACGCACAGAAGUGGGUUACUGCGCCGACGCCUCUCAUACUCUGUAGAGGAUCUUGCAAGUGAUGCAAGUGCCGCUAUUGCGUUAUGGGACAGUGUUACCCAUGUUGUAUUCGGGCUGGAGGAGAAAGAAAAAACAAACAUAUUGUCGAAUUCUGCCUGCGGUGCGCUACUACCCGUCGCCUCGGCGUUACUAAAACACACUGCCAAGAUGGCAGUUCCUACCGCGCUUCGGGAACUUGUGAUUUGUUGUGGCCAUGAUCAUAUUCAGGGUGAAGACCCUUACUAUUUCUGUGACAACGACUCGCUCUUGGGACGCAUGCGGACAAGCUCCAAGGUUGUCCAGCGGCGGCUAUUUGAUUCGCUCUUCAGCGGAGAACACAGACAUCUCCUGGUUUUGCACCACGAUGCACUUGUUGAUGGGCUCUGUGGGUACUUCAGUGAAUCUGUCCACUUACGCACGGCGGCGAGUCGCGGUUUGGUGUUACUCCUAGGAACUAGGACCGGGUUUGCUUCGUCACAAAUAAUUUUUAACAAGCUCCUUGAUGCAGUCAAAGAGUCAGUGGAGUAUAUGCUUGCCUUGGAUAUGCGAGACCGGGCGAUAGCCGCUGCGUCCCCGGCGGCAAUGUUGCAAUACGAGGAAAAGACGUUGCGAGAGCGGCAGUUGUUAAAAACUUAUCCCUCCAAACCACCCAAAGGCAUGGCCGAGGAUGACUUUGAGGAUAUGAAAAGAAGGGAUGCCGCCGCACUUGAGAAGGGUCGGGAGGAGCUCCGCAAAGAGAUCCAAAAGCACAGCAGGGUUAUUGAGGAUAUUCUGUUACAGCGGAAAACUGCCCUUGUGACUGUUCGUACUCUAGGCACGUCAGGCGACUUCCCCCUCGAGUGCGUGGCGGUACUUUUUCCCUAUUUGCAGGAAACAUUGAGUGGAAACGAUGUGCCAGAAGUACUGGAGCGGUUGCUUGUUGAUGCUAUUGCUGGACUCCUUUCACGAACAGCGUUUGCACACAUAGCUGAGGGCAUGUCCAGAACGGUUGCUGAGUUAGAGGGAAAAGCCUCACUCUCUGUAGACGAUGUUUCUCGUGUUUCUACUAUGGCGACGUAUUUGCGUCAGUCAAUGACAAAAAUGCUCCCUCCCCCGCUGUUCGUGGUGCUGCUCCCGUUCUCACAUGUAGCAUUCAAAGCCGGUCGUGGAAGCCAAGCUGUUCGUACAACAAUUCCCCUCGCAACUCAACACCAAAUCAUGGGUGUGUUGAUUCAGAACAUUGGUCAGGCAAACUUACCGCAGCCGACGGAGACGCUACAGUUGCUGUACACGAUAUUGCAGAGGUUUCCUUCGCUGUUUAAGAGUGUGCAACAGGGGAUCAACCUUUUGAUGGCAAUGAUUCCCACUUCUCAUCUUGUUGCUCUGGAGCUGGGGUUCUUCAACCAGGUAGACACAGUGAAAGAAGUAACCGCGGCAGCAUAUCAUAGGUUUUCACACUUUUCGACUUGCCGUCGUGCCUUAACCCUAGCUGCGGUGUUUCUUCAUGACUCCUCUACGGAUGUUGUAAGGUCAAUGCGGGGUAUCACCCAAAACUCAAGCCACCCUUUUACUCUUUGCCCGACAGACUGGAAUGAUCUCACUUAUUUUUUGCAAGCCUACGGUCAGCAACAAAAACACCACGCAACUCGCAUAAGCGCAUCAAUGCGCGAGCUCUUUCUAUUACCCAAUACAACGGAUGUUCAGCAACGUUCAUGGCUCAAGGACAUUUGCAAAAUUGGGGGGUUAGGGUCGGUUGUGGCUAUUGAGGUACUUUCUUCGUCAUUGAAAGGCGAUGCUUUCCAAGACGUUCUUCUUUAUUUAUGCACUAUCGUUGAGUCACCAAAUACGGAACCCUUUAUGCUCGUGGUGCUUUCCUGUGGGCGCGUCGUAUUACACGACUGCUCAUUGGUUGUCCUUAAAGCGAUGUCACAAACUCUGCAGGUACGUUUAAGUAAGCCACCAAAGGAUAUAACUCCAGUUCAUAAAGAGCUCUACCUCGCCAUUUCGACCGUGUGGUUAACGAUUAUUGGCUGCCGUCUGAAGGAAAACUCUUUGUUGGAGUCUAUAAUUGUGCAACAAGGGAGCACGCUCAAUAAUUCGACCUCCGCAAUGGUUCACCGCACGGUGUGUGACUCGAUGGUUGAAGUAACAAAGAACAAGGAUGCGUGUUCGCUGCCCCAGUUGGAUGAGUUUGUUCAAAAGUGUCUGAAGCAGGUUCUUCACUCUGGUUCAUACAUCAAGAAAAAGGCACAUGCAUACGGUGUUGCCGGUGUUUUGCAUGGACUUGGACUCACUUCGCUGCGCCGCUACAACAUAUUGGAAACGAUGCAGGCAUCUAUGCGUGAAAAACAGGCCGAGCGUUCGGGUGUAAUGGUUUUGCUUGAAGUAUUGUCCGAAGUUAUGGGCCCGAAAUUUGAACCCUAUGCGCUUGCGAUGUCUAGUGGGUUGCUGGAGGGCGUUGCCGACAAGGAUCAAAAGGUGUCUGAAUGCGCUGAUGAUGCCUCGCGGUUGAUGGUUAGCUCUCUUACCGCAGUGGGUUUGAGGCAACUAAUACCUCGACUAGUGAAGGGUCUCGCGGCGGAUCAGGCAAAGAUGCGCAUACCGCCACUUAACUUCAUAGGUUAUGUUGCGUUUUGUUCACCUAAGCAGUUAGCAGCAACACUUCCAGAGAUUACGAAGCAUAUUAAUGCCUGUUUGUUCGACGUCAACCACAACGUGUCGGCAGCAGCCAUGAAUGCCUUGCGGCGGGUUGCUGGUGUCGUAUCUAAUACUGAAAUCCGAGAGCACGUGGAAGUCAUUCUCGCCGCCCUUCGCUCACCUAAUACUGAAACCGAAAAUGCGCUGGAUACUCUGCUUUACACACGCUUUGUGAACGCUGUAGAUCCGGCCUCACUUGCUCUCAUCAUUCCUAUUAUCUCCCGCGGACUCAGUAACCAGAUGCCUCACACACGGCCGAAAGCGGCGCAGAUUGUUGCAUCAAUGGUAAACCUCGUCAACGACACCCAGUCACUCAAGCCAUACUGUCAACAACUCGUCUCGCUGUUGGAGGAGGCUGCAGAGGAUCCCAAAACAGAGACUCGCACCACCAGCGCAAAAGCGAUUGCCGCCCUCGCAGCUGCAAUCGGCGGUACCCUUGUUGAUGAAAUCGUGGCGUGGUGCUUUUCAAACCUGCACAAGUCGCACGGUAGCAGUGUUGAGAAAGCGGGAGCUGCGCAAGUUUUUGUUGAAAUUGUAGAAAGCUGUGGUGACGCCGUCCUCUACGACUCAUUUGCAGUUAUUGAAACUGGCAUGCUUGACGAACGACCACCAGUGAGGGAAGGUUUCUUGCACAUUGUAGUGUACGCCCCUUCCACCCUCAACCCAACAACCUUUCAGCAACUUCUGCCAAUGGCAUUUCCGUGGGUUCUGGAAGGUCUUUCCCACUUUUCAGACCGUGUUCGUGACGUAGCAUUGACAGCAGGCUCAAGCAUCAUAAACCUAUACGGCACGCGAAAUCUGGCUCUCGUUCUUGAACCGUUGAUGAACGGUGUGUUGAGUGAGGUCUCAACGUUGCGCCACAGCUCCCUGUUGCUAACAUCAAAGUUACUCCUUCACAUUGUACAGAACAUACGAAAGAAAAUGCGUGUUCAGUCGGUCAAGGAACGCGGUCCUGAGGAUGGUGAGAAGGGAGGAAAAGAAGACGAACAAACCAACGGUGAGCCGGCAGCGGACGACGAUACGGGAGCCAUGGAAAUCCUACAGGUGGAAUCCGCUCGCAGUGUUGAGAAGCGCGGAAUAUCCGUUCUAGGAGCUCUUGAAGAGGCCCUUGGUACUGAGGGAUUUGUGCGACUUUUGUCAGCCAUUUUCUGUGGCCGUAACGAACACAAUCUUAACGUGCGAACAGAGUCUAACAACGCGUGGCAGGCAUGUGUGGCAAGUCCAUGUGGAGCUGUCAAAAAAAUUUUCAGCGGUUUGAUCGACCUUUUGGUCAUAUACGCCCCAUCGGAAAAUCCAGAUUGUGCGGAGAUGGCGAAUAAGACCAUCGAAUUCACGUCGCGCCUCAGCGAGAUGAUUGAACCAUUCAUUGACACUCUGUGCGACCGCUACAAGGAAGACGACCGCAGAAGUAAGCUUGGUGCUCUUACUUGUCUCACUUGUGUUGUUGGAUACGUCGACGGCCGACGUCUUAUUGGUAUGGGGGGACAGAUUGUGGGGUGUGUUUUGCCAGGUAUGCAGGAGAAAGAUCCUCAGGUACAGCAAUGCGCCCGUGAACUCUUCGCGAAGGUUUCAAAGAUCGUUGGACCUGGUCUUAUUGAAAGUGCCACAGAGGCCCAACUCGAAACCUCCGUUCGGGGUGUCGUAGAGGUGGUAAAGGUUAAACCCAAUGUGGCACUCGAGAUUAUAUUCAGGUACCUCAACCGACAGAGCAAAUACGUGCAGCACAACUUGGAACUUUUGGACACUAUUCUCGAUGUGGAGGAAGCGGAUGACCAGAUGCGGCGGUACAUUCCUGACACGGGUAAAAUACUCCUAGCUUUUCUAGUGCAGAGGCUGGAUGGUGCCAGCGAGUCGUAUCAGAAGUUCAUUGCGGGUCUCAGUCAGGGGUAUGAGCACAUACCACAGGAGCAGUGGCAGAAGGCGCUGCGGGCACCAGCUACGCAGCUCGGUGCCCUAGCUGCUGCGGAAGCCUUUGGUUUAGGUAUUUCUACGGAAUCUGUCGAAAGCCUCUCUGCGGUGUUUCGAGCCGCAAUCGAGUCGUUGGGCAGUGACAACGAUGAAAUGAGGGCGCUUGCAGUGUCAAUGAUUCCAAAGUUAUUCAACUCCAUUGAACGGCGUAUUGUUGACUCGCUGGAAGAGGAGGAGCAGCAAGAUCUUACCACCAGCAAACGCGCUGUGGGACGGUAUCUACUACAGUACCUGGGAGUAUUCCAAGAGACUCUAGGUGUCACCGCUCGUGCCAUGGUCACGGAUACGGAACCCGAGUUUAGUGUACUCGGUGAGGGCGGGCAAGCACGUCUCUUUGACUCCCUUAUGGCCUUCUACAACAGGGGUCUUGACUACGGUACAUCCAUGCAAAAGGUUCAGGCUGUGGAAUGCAUCCAGGAUCUCUUAACGUACGCUCCACGCCGUGUAAGUGCUGGGUCGACAAACACCGUCGCUGGACGCUGCUCGAAAGUUCUUUUUGUGCGCAACGAUGGGGGUGUUGUUCUUGCAGUGGUGAGAUUAUGUCUUCAACUAAUGGGCUACCCUGCAAGUGGUAAGGAGGCGAUGGUGGAGGGAACCAUGGCACUCGCCAUGUUCAAUGCAGCGCUCUGUGACGUCGGGGAGGCUCGAGUGUUGGCGCUCCGCGUUGUGAUCCAAUUGCUGCAGCGCUCGGAGAGGUACGCUGACCUUAUUCUUGGCACUGUCGUGGCAAAGAAAGGGGCCGUUGACUCACCUUUACUGCGUGGUGUUAUGUGCCGCUUCAUCUCCGUAGUCAUGCGCUACAGCAAUCUCAGUAAAACCCUGAGCCAUAUUACAAAAUUGAUGGAUAUUGUGAAACCUAUAUGGGAACGUGCUGAGACACCGGCGACGGCUGUUGCAGCUGGUAUUGCCGUUGCCGCCCUCUGUAGGUCUGCCAGUAUUACAGAUGAACAAUUUUCUACCCUGAGGGAUACAGCCCUGAAUAUGAUGUCCACAAAGGGUACGAGCGCUCUCGGUGGCUUUGCGUUUUCGUACUCGGUGAUUGCCAGCCGUGUUGAACGUGUGGAUGCUAGCUUCGUCAAUGCAGCUAUGUUCACUGUUCGCUCUGCGGCGGGUUUUGGAAUCAGCGACAAGUUGAGUGUCACUUGGAUAUUGCGCGCGACUGCGGCGCUUGUCGGAACUGGCCUGGUGCCAACGAGCGAGCUGAAGAUGGAAGUUUAUGCGCCAUUACUGCGUCGUGUUGACGCAAAUGAUGAGGUUCUUAUGAGUACAUCGCAGUACUUCUAUGACGCUGUGUCGGCGCAGUUUCCACAAACCAUUUCUUCAAUGUCCGACUUCCAUCGGGAAAUGAGUACACAGUGGUGUGUAGUUGGACACUUUGAUGCGGAUCUCGACGACGAAGUGAUAGCCGAUACCAUGUGCUGA
Molecule: messenger RNA, 7956 nt
Organism: Trypanosoma brucei brucei TREU927
Lineage: Eukaryota; Euglenozoa; Kinetoplastea; Trypanosomatida; Trypanosomatidae
Exons: 1
Coding region: 1-7956 (2651 amino acids)
Biological process (GO): regulation of translation; cellular response to amino acid starvation
Cellular component (GO): cytosol
Molecular function (GO): protein kinase regulator activity
Source: RefSeq, a predicted model, not a curated record